GGAGGGGUAGGUGUUUAAGCCUAUCCGGAGGAAGAAGCAGCUGGCCAAGAAGCCUCAGCAAUUACACUUGCCAAAGCGGUUCCAUUUGGCCAACAGGCUUCGCUGUCUAGAUUCACGGUCCUGAAUGUGAAUUCACGUAUUUUGCUAAAGGGUUCCGAGCAACGUGUUGGGAUUGGGAUUUUCUUUAACUUCACAGCCGCAGGCAGCAGUUUUCCUUUUUUUUUUUUUUUUUUUUUUUUUUUUUCUCCCCUUCCCUAUUGUACCGCCGUUUUCAGCGACUCCACGCAGCGGAUUUACAAAGCCACCUUACGCAGAGCCCGAGAUGAGAUUCAGCACCCCGGACAGAGAGUGAGCAUCCCGGGGACCCUGGACAGUGACUCGCCGUCCUCUGUAGGCUGUGGAGAGGCAGGCACGUGGCACGAGGAAGGAGGAAGGAUGGAUCUUCACCCGAGAGCAAGAGCCUCCCCACGGGGAAGCCAGCACCAGACGCAAGGCCUCAUGGGCCGUUGACCUGCUGUCUCCUUGAUUUAUGGCGGCUGGGGGCUCCUGGCCACUGCAGACUCCUCUCCCUUCUCUCCUCCGUUGCCCUCCUCGCACACUGCGGGACCACGAGGAGCCACACACACUGCGCCACCGUCUGCAGGAGCAUCCGAAGAGGGGUUUCUCGCAGGGCUGCCGCACCCGCGCGUCCGCCUCCUCUCGCGCCGCCUCAUCCAAAAAUAAACACCUCCAUAAACAUUCCGACGCCGCAGCGCCGCGUCCCGCCAUCCCCGUCGCAAGUCAAUUAGAGUGAGCCUGCUCUGGGAGCUCCCCUCAUUUGACUGUGUGCGGAUUACAAUCAGUCAUGGUGAGUCGGGCGUAGAGCCCCGUGGUGUGGCUGCUGCUGGGAGGCUGGGCUGGAUCAAUGGAAGUGCGCUGACUGACGAGAGGAGGCUCCUCUUUUCACUUGGCCUGGGAGGAUUCAGCAGCCAGCAUCUCUCCACAAAAAGCUCUACUUCCAAACUGCAAAAAAAAAAAAAAAUACAUCCUCUGUGGACUACUGUGGCACUCAAUGAAAGUGGUUGUCUAUCUUUAGCCCUGCUUUAUUUGGACAUUUGCUUCAGUCAGAGCCCCUUAUAUGCUUUUGUUCCCCCCCUCCUGCCUUUAAGGCGUAGAGUCUCCACAGUGCGUAUCAACUUCUCACUCGUUUCCUGUUUACUUUUAAAAGCUGUAGCUUGAGAGUGAGAGCCAAUCAGUGCCCUCACCAUGGUCUUGCCGCCCCCAGAUAAACGCCACGUGUGCCUGACCACCAUUGUCAUCAUGACGAGCAUGGCCUUCAUGGAUGCCUACCUGGUGGAGCAAAACCAGGGUCCCCGGAAGAUCGGUGUGUGCAUUAUAGUGCUGGUGGGGGACGUUUGCUUCCUCAUCGUGCUACGCUACGUAGCGGUGUGGGUCGGCGCCGAGGUGCGCACGGCCCGGCGAGGCUACGCCAUGAUCCUGUGGUUUCUCUAUAUAUUUGUCCUCGAGAUAAAACUCUACUUUGUCUUCCAGAAUUGCAAGGCCGACAGGAAGAGUCUGGAAACAGUGGCACGGAAAGCUUUGACGUUGCUGCUAUCUGUGUGUGUGCCAGGUUUGUAUUUGGUUCUCGUGGCUCUGGACAGCAUGGAAUAUGUGAGAACUUUCCGGAAGAAGGAGGACAUGAGGAGCCGGCUGUUCUGGGUGGCUCUGGACCUGCUGGACCUGCUGGACAUCCAAGCCAACCUAUGGGAGCCCCAGCGGACAGGUCUGCCCAUCUGGGCUGAAGGCCUGAUGUUCUUCUACUGCUACAUCCUGCUGCUCAUCCUGCCCUGCGUGUCGCUCAGCGAGAUCAGCAUGCAGGGCGAGCACAUGUCGCCCCAGAAGAUGAUGCUCUACCCGGUCCUCAGCCUGGUCACCAUCAACGUGGUCACCAUCCUCAUACGGGGCGUCAACAUGGUGCUGUUCCAGGACAGCCGCGUCUCCACCAUCUUCGUCGGCAAGAACGUGGUGGCCAUCGCCACCAAGGCCUCCACCUUCUUGGAGUACCGCAAACAGGUGAAGGAGUUCCCCCACCCGCAGAACGCCAUGGCGCUGGAGCUGCAGCAGAACUCCGUCGCCCACACGCAGACGCUGCCUAACGCCACGAGUCUGCCGCACGAACCUUCGCCGGCGCAGGACGUCAUAGACACAUGACCGGCAGCGUUGGAUUCGGCCCCCUUUAGGAACAAACUGAAAGCUUCAGCAGAAAGGGAGAGAAGGGAGAUAGAGACAUCAGCUUCAUGACAGGGAGGAAUCCUGCCCCUCGUCAAGCUCUUCUCAGCUGCGGUGAAUCAAGAAAAGAGAUUUUUUUAGCAUCAGCUGCCUGUCAGAAAAUUCUGUAUACCUACACUUGACUCUGAGUGCAGCGUGCAGACUAAAUCGAAACAUUUUUAAACCGUGCUGUUGUGUUUUUAAUUGUCUAACAUAUUUUAAAAAGUUCUAACUUUACUAAGAAGACAUCACCAAGCUGUGCAGCCCUGUGGCAUUUUGUUCUGUAAAACGGACGGUCGGUUCUCUUUCAGUGAGUAGCUUGUGUUUUUUUUUUUUUCUUUCAUGUCACUUUUUUUGACAGUGCGUCUGUGGCAUUUCCUUCAGAUCCAAGCAGCAAAGGACAAAGCACUCAGUAUGAAGCAGAGAUGGAGAGUAGGAGCAGAAAGUGACAUAAAAAUGCAGUUAUGAUGCCCUCUCUGCAGCGUGCUGGAACAAGGUCGGUGGCUUUUCUGUGUUUUCUUCUGCAGGAAAAAAAAAAACAGAGCUUUGUAAAGGCUGCCACUCUGGUGCUUUACAAUCACUGGUCUGAUCAAAGCAGCAGCGCGCAGCAACAUACCACCAAAUCCAUUUAAUGGAGCGAGUGUUUCGGGGCUUGUUAGAGUGCGUGCAGGCCUGCAAAUCUGCUGGAAAUGCAAUGUAACUUUAUGUUUUUUUUCGGGAGCUAAGGAAAACGUUCAUGGGCGUCAUCGCCUGCAAAGGAAAUGAGAUAUGUUGAUGUCAAAAAGAGAACAAAGUGAUAGCGUUAAAGAUGACUUUUUUUGUUUGUUUGUUUUGCUUUCUGUACUGUACAUUCCUUCAAAAAAGUGUUUCAGGCCUUGAAGGCUGGCAGAGCAGAACUCAGAGGAAGAAGAGACAAAAAAAACGUUAACAAUGUCGAAAAAGAAACUAAUUAUUAUUAUUAUUAUUAUUAAUUAUUAUUAUUAUUAUAGUAUGUACAUUCUUUACUUGUUGGAGGCCAAUAAUGUUUUAUUAAAAUAUGAAUA
Fundulus heteroclitus (mummichog) is the source of this 3290-nucleotide messenger RNA. RefSeq names its product transmembrane protein 121Ab (gene tmem121ab). The transcript is spliced from 2 exons. Bases 1246 to 2190 code for a protein of 314 amino acids. NCBI's taxonomy places the organism in Eukaryota, Metazoa, Chordata, Actinopteri, Cyprinodontiformes, Fundulidae. The record is from RefSeq and is a predicted model, not a curated record.